CAGUAUAUAAAAAUUCAAAGACAAACAUAGUCAACAAUACAAUCGGAAACCUAUCACAAAAGUUUUUUUUGCUACAUUUUUUCUAAAAUCUAGAAGAAAAAAUCCAAACGUUUCUAUUUAAUAAAGAAAUUCAUUCGGCAUAAGAUUUUUCAUCAAAAUGGAUUUCUUUAACGAUAUAUUUGGUAAAAAGCCAACUCUCAAAGAGCAACAACGAGAAAAUGAUCGAGCACUGAGAAAGGCGGGUCGUGAUAUUGAACGUGAACGAAGAAAAUUAGAAGAUGAAGAAAAGAAAAUUGAAGCCGAGAUAAAGAAAAGUGCAAAAGAGGGAAACAAAGAAGCAUGCACCCUCUUGGCGAAACAAUUGAUUCAGUUGCGAAAACAAAAAAAUCGCACAUAUUCGGCAAAUAGUAAAAUUUCCAGCGUUGGCUUCCAAAAUAAAGCGAUGGGAGCCAAUAUAGCAAUAUCGGGCGCGAUGGGAACUACAUCCAAAACAAUGGCGGAGAUGAAUAAGAUAAUGCGCCCGGAAAAGAUUGGCGCCGAUAUGAGGGCAUUCCAACAGGCAAACAUGAAGAUGGAAAUGACCGACGAAAUGAUAAACGACACAUUGGAUGAUAUGUUAGAGGAAUCUGGCGAUGAAGAAGAAACAAAUGGCAUUGUUAAUAAGGUACUCGAUGAGAUCGGAAUUGAAAUUAGCGGAAAAAUGCAUGAUGCUCCAAAUGCAGUCAAAGACAGUCUUGGUAAUUCGUCCAAACUUACCGAAAAAGACAUUGAGGCACAGCUAGCUAAACUACGAUCUACAUGAAUUUUUGUAAAAAUAAAUGUAUAUCACAUGAAAUUUUGAGUAUUUUCUAAAAGAAAUUAUAUUUUAAGAACAGGUAU
Contarinia nasturtii (swede midge) is the source of this 879-nucleotide messenger RNA. RefSeq names its product charged multivesicular body protein 2b (gene CHMP2B). Lineage: Eukaryota; Metazoa; Arthropoda; Insecta; Diptera; Cecidomyiidae. The coding region runs from base 158 to 802 and encodes 214 amino acids. The transcript is spliced from 5 exons. The record is from RefSeq and is a predicted model, not a curated record. Gene Ontology annotation, biological process: protein transport; late endosome to vacuole transport; endosome transport via multivesicular body sorting pathway. Gene Ontology annotation, cellular component: multivesicular body; ESCRT III complex.